AUGCCUCUCGUCCCGUCAGGCACCCAUCUUGGGCCGGAGAGGCCUAUGACAUGGCCGCUCUGGUGGCGAGUGGUAAUGCUAGGCUCGCUCUGCUUUUUUGUCAUGAUGGGCCAGUUCCUCAGCGCGUCUAUUCCACCAAUGAUUGUUCCCAUCAUGAUGGAUCUGCAGGUGGAUAGUAGUCAGGUUUCUCAGCUGGCCAGCUGGGCCACGCUCGCUGUUGGCCUCGGGAAUAUCUGGGCUGUCCCCACCGUCGCAUACAUCGGUAGUCGAUAUACCAUCCUGAUCGGUCUCGUUAUUUUCACAGCAUGCUUCUUCUGGCAAGGCGCCUCUCAAACAUACGACUCCCUCCUGGCGGCCCGCAUUGUCGGUGGUCUCGGCGGUGGUGUAGUCGAGUCACUUGGCCCAGUCAUGGUGGUACUUCUGUUUCCUCGAGAGUACGUUGCCCGCGCCAUGAGCGUAUACACCUUCGCCUUGGGAGCUGGCACUGUCUUUGGACCUCUUAUCGCCGGAUACAUGGUUGAAAAUCUGGGCAGUUGGAGAUAUCCCAACUAUCUCUUCGGUGGAAUUUCGGGUCUCAAUCUCAUUGCCACAAUAUUGAUGUUCCCGGAGCCUAUCAUGAAUAUUCGAGUUCCUGGAGACCCGGAGGUGCCGACUUCCCAAGACGGCAGUCUUGCCCUUGACGAGAACCAAAUCAUCGAGCCCAAGGCUGCAUCAGAAGAGGCAGGACGGGCAGAACAGCACGAGAUACAGCCGCCGCUUUCACUCAAAAUGGUUGGCCCAUACAAGCCCUCCGCUGUCUGGUUUCGGCGGUCUUUCUUUUUGACCCUCAAGCACAACCAGCCUGUGUCAAACUACCUACUACUCAUGGCGAUGCCCUUCAAAGUUCUCGCUCUUCCAUCUGUCAUUGUCACCGUCCUACUCUUUGGCGUUACAAUUGCAAUAACCAUUGGCAUUUCCGUCCUCGUUUCACUCACCUACUCAGCGCCGCCCUUAUUGUGGUCGCCAGGCCAAUUAGGCCUUUACAAUAUCGCUGUUCUUCUCGGCUUGCUAGCUGGGGUGCCUAUUGGCGGUAUCUUGGCAGAUUGGCUCGCAGCGAGAUACUUGAGGCGCCACGGCUAUUUCAAGCCGGAAUCGAUUCUGCCUAUCCUGAUACUCUUCUCAAUUACGACGCCUACAGCUACUACACUUGUAGGUGUUGGCCUUCAGCGGGGUUGGCACUGGGCUAUUGUUGGGUUGCUUUGGGCAAUUGUCAAUGCGAAUCUUACUGGUGGUAGUAAUAUCAUGAUCGCUUACUCAACCGACAGCUACCCAGAGAAGGCCAUUGACAUUGGCGUCGUGGUCAACAUCAUUAAGAACGCUAUUGGUUUUGGGGUCUCCUACUCUACAGUGGAGUGGUGGACGCACGACAAGCACUUAAUGUUCGUGACAUUGGCCACUGUGAUCUUUGCCAUCUUCCUUGGUGCGCUGCCGCUAUGGAUCUGGGGCACUAAGAUUACCAGCAAGACAAAGGCGUGGGUUCUUGGGUACAAUGUAGCGUACUGA
This is a messenger RNA of Ilyonectria robusta, 1542 nucleotides long. RefSeq names its product major facilitator superfamily domain-containing protein. Bases 1 to 1542 code for a protein of 513 amino acids. Gene Ontology annotation, molecular function: transmembrane transporter activity. The record is from RefSeq and is a predicted model, not a curated record. The transcript is spliced from 3 exons. Lineage: Eukaryota; Fungi; Ascomycota; Sordariomycetes; Hypocreales; Nectriaceae. Gene Ontology annotation, biological process: transmembrane transport.